Molecule: messenger RNA, 2926 nt
Organism: Zophobas morio
Lineage: Eukaryota; Metazoa; Arthropoda; Insecta; Coleoptera; Tenebrionidae
Product: zinc finger and SCAN domain-containing protein 12-like
Exons: 4
Coding region: 236-1774 (512 amino acids)
Biological process (GO): regulation of transcription by RNA polymerase II
Cellular component (GO): nucleus
Molecular function (GO): RNA polymerase II cis-regulatory region sequence-specific DNA binding; DNA-binding transcription factor activity, RNA polymerase II-specific; transcription coregulator activity
Source: RefSeq, a predicted model, not a curated record
CACUCUUCGCGGUGUGUACCACUCUGCACCUCAUGUGCUCGCUUUUGAUCCACUCUACCCCGGCAUAUCAUCCCCUCUUGGGCCGUGGUGGCACUCCCAAGGACACACUUGUCACAUUUUACGUUUGUUUUGGUUUUUUUCGGUGGAGCGGGAAAAUUUUCGCGCUUUAAUUUGGUGCUAUUGUUCUUAAGUGCAAUUUUUUGUGAUAUUAUUUUUAAUUAGGUGAACUUCCACGAUGAACUUCUCCACGUUCGGUGUGGGCGUACCUUUAUCUGCUGCCCUCCCGGUGGCCACUCAGUUUUCCGCUGGGAAACUAACGCAAAGCGUGACUACUCCGAACGGACAAGUGGUCGGCGUGCUCCAAGGAGGGGAGAAUGGCGUCCACUACAUCAGGCCGCUGGACGCCAACGCGUUCGCCACCGCCACCACCCAAGGCCAGAAUUCCGGCCAGACGCAAACCCUCAUCACGUUACCGAUCACCAUGCCCGGAGCGAAGCCGGGGGAUCCACAGCAGCAUGUACAGAUACAAGUUGUGAAUCCUGUGCAGACGCAGGUAUCUCAAGCAAACUCGGGGGACUCUCCUAAGUACCAUAUAUCUCCUGUGCCGUUACAGACUUUUGGUCAGGGGGCGACUGUGCUGACGGUGGCGUACAAUCCGAACCAAGAGGGCAUCCAGAUCGUGGAUGGUCAAAAUGGAAUCACUGAAGGUAUGACAGUAGUGGCAGCUCUUCAGCCGCAAGACAUCCAACUAAUCCAAGCGGAACCCGACAAGAAUGGCAAAGAAGUAACUCCAGUCGCUUUAAUAAAAAACGAAAUAACGUCGAACAAAGAUGAUGAGAACAGUGAAGCCGGCACCUCGGUAACCGCCAUCCCCGCCCAAUAUCUUCAAAACGCUAGCGUCCAGGAGUAUUUGCAAAAAAUGCAGCAACACAGCACACUACCUUUGAGUCUUCAACAGUUUCUAAAAUUCAAUAAUCCCGAAAUCAAGAGGGAGCAGAUCACUGACGAAGGUGUGAUCGAGGCCAUCAACAUUUCUGCGGAGGAUCAAGAACACCUAAUUCUGAACGAAGUGGAGGGCGAAAUGGAGACUGAAGAAAACGUGGAUGAUCCCGAUAAGGGCAAGAAAAAGAAGAAAUAUAAGAAGAAACCUCCAAAGCCAAAGAAGCCGAAGCCGGGACAAGUUCACAUCGCCACGGCAUUGGAUGGGACGACGUUGUUUUGCUGUCCGGAGUGUCACAUGGCUUAUCCCGAGAAGGAGUUGUUGGAGCAGCAUUUGGUGGGGCAUAAAAUCGAAAGGCGGUUUAUUUGUGACAUUUGUGGGGCAGGAUUGAAACGCAAGGAACAUUUGGAGAGACAUAAGUUAGGACACAAUCCCGAAAGACCUUUUGUGUGUUCAGUGUGCAUGAAGGGGUUCAAACGGAAGGAACAUUUGAAUCUUCAUUUUGUUAUACAUUCAGGGGAGAAGACGGAAAUUUGUGGGGAAUGUGGGAAAGGGUUUUAUAGGAAAGAUCAUCUUAGGAAGCAUGCGAGGUCGCAUAUAACGAGGAGAGCGAAAGAACAAGCCGAAAGGAACCAAAACAUUCUAAUAAAGGAACCUACGACCACGACGCAGGUGACAAUACAGGUACCAACGUCACAAAUGCAAAUCCCUGUACAAAUACAGGUGCCCCAACACCAUAUUCAAGUUACUGCAAAUUCGGAAGAAGAUGGCAGUCAAGUUAGUACAGUGGUCUUGCCAACGGCAUCAGAGGGUAUCAUUUUGCCCCAGAAUUGAAUAAACUGUAACGGUUAGGUACUAUUAAGUGAUCUUAAUGAACGUUGUUGAAACAUUUUUUAUAAUGAUGUAUAUAUUAUAUGGACAUAUAUUCAUAUUUAUUCUCUAUAUACUAUUUAAUUCGAUAAUUAUUGUGUAGUUUGUUAAAAGCCCUAUAAUCGGUUGCUUUGGCCAAAAAAGAUCUGACACAAGUAAAUCUCAUAUUUGAGAAGUUGUUGCACGUAUAGGGCUACAUUGUUUGAUCAAAUCAGCUUUUGAGUUAGUCUGCUCUGUAUUUUUUUUUAUUCGUUGUUGUAAAUUGCUCUAAUAUUUUUUAAUUUAUGAAUACAGUAUUAUGGUUAAUGAGUCAUCAGACUAACUAAAUAAGUAUGGGAUUUUUUUUCUGGAAAUUAGUUGCAAUAUAACAGUACAAACGUACAAUUCAGCCGCAUAAAAGUUUAAGAAACAGUUAAUUAACAAUAAUUUUUAUGGAAAAGACACUUUGACUCUCUUAAUAUAUUGAAUUAUUGCAGAUUUAGUUGUACAAAACGAGUAUGUGGUCUUUUUUUAGAUUAGUCGGUUUUGGGGAUAAUUUUAUUUGUGAAGUUUGAGCGUUGUAACUAUAGUUUGCUUUAAAUCGCAUUGUAAUUUAUCUAUUUAUAUUUUUGGGAAAGUUGGUUAUAAAUAUGUCUUGGUUAUUCUAUUUUUUACAUUUAUAUUUAUUUUUAAGUAAUAAACUCUCAUGCAACUUGGUUUUGUAUUAUAAAUCACAGCCAAGCAAUAACAUAAAAUCAAGCAGGAUCUUUCUUAAACUGCUCUAACUGAAUAAUUUUAAUAACUUUUCUAAAACUUUGUCUCAACAAUACUAAACGACUAGCAGAAAUGCUGGCCGACCCUUUACAGACGUAAAAUAGGUUUUCUAUUUAAAUACUGUUACUGGUUUUGUGUGAGAAUUUAUUAGAGAGUUUACUACUGGGAUAAGUCAGAAGACUGCGGUUAAAAUUUGAAGAAUUCGACUAUUGAUUGUGAUCCAUUGUAGGACAUACGUAAUUUAGUUUAACUGAUCGAGAAUGUUAAAACUUCGGGAACGAAUGUUGAAAUUUUACUGUACCUAUUUUUUUAUACAACUGACAUUUCAUUACAUUACAUACAAAUAAAAAUGUUUCUUUUUUA